Entrophospora candida is the source of this 3039-nucleotide messenger RNA. The record is from the annotation of a GenBank genome assembly. NCBI's taxonomy places the organism in Eukaryota, Fungi, Glomeromycota, Glomeromycetes, Entrophosporales, Entrophosporaceae.
AUGGUAGCGACACACCUUCCUUCUUAUAGAAUCAGAUCAAUCGGUGUAGGAGGGAUACCACGAAAACUUCAUCUUCCGCUUGUUUUUCUAAGAGGACUUAGUCUAGUUCCUGCUAGCUAUGGUCUUUUUUCAUUGAUUUCAGCUAUUAAUAACAUUGCAGAGCGAGAUGCUGGUGGUGUCUUGGAACUCAGAAGUACCAAAUUAGACUAUUUGUUGGGUGCGUUAUGGUGUUUUGUUUCUGGUAUUUGGAGUUAUUGGUUAGCUGAUGGGCUAAUGCGUAGAUGGCUUUUUUAUUAUGAAGUCAGUAGUGCAAUCAUUCGACUAAUUUCAUUACAAGCAAUAAAUUGGGUUAUAACAGCAUUAGUCGUUUCACAUUAUGGACCUGAUGAGCCAACAUGGUCGUGGGUAAUAUGUGGUAUCGUGCUGGCAGUUAGUAAUAUUAUUCAGUGGUUAUUUACAUCCACUGCAAAAUUUCAAAAGGCCAAUGAUGCAGACUCAACAAGAGUAACGACCUGGAAAGAGAUAUUUAAAUAUAUAAUGAUUCCACUUGCAAUCACCUCGUUUAUCACAAUGGUUUUUCUAUUGGAACAACAAUCAAGUUUUAGAUACCAUUCUAAUCUUGGUCGCACUGGUCGCACUGGUUAUAAAUUGAACACCAACUUGACACUUAGUGAAACUCGUUCAGAUGCAAAUGUUAAAGUGAUAAUGGUGAUAUUUUCAUCAUGGACAGAAAAGAGCUAUAGCAAAAGACAAACAUUUCGUGAGACUACAUUAAAGUUAAUACCUCCAAAUUCUAAUAGAAUUUCCAUUUCAUAUCGAUUCGUGUUAGGGGAUCCACCAUCAGCCAAUGCACAAAUGAAUAUGGGACAUAAAAUAUUAGCGGAAUCUGAAAAAUAUGGUGAUAUUGUUAUUGUGCCUAGUUCAGAUACAUACGAGGAUCUAAGUCAUAAGGUUUAUAAAGGACUUGAGUGGACUACAAAAUAUACUUUUGAUUAUAUGAUUAAAACAGAUGAUGAUAUGUUUGUACGUAUGGAUACUGUCGCUAAAGAAUUAGAAGACUUGGGGCCUGGUAAAAAAUAUUAUUGGAGAGGUUUGGGAUAUUGGAAUAUCCCACCAAUUCGUAAUUCAAAUAAUAAAAAUUCAGCAUUUGAUUAUAAAUUACCAAUGUUUCCUCCAUUCACAGCUGGAGCUCUUUACAUAUUAUCUCGUGACAUAUUGUCACUUCUUGUUACUGAUGCACCACGUCUUUUUACCAAAAACGAAGAUCAAAAUCUAGGUAUAUGGCUCUUCCCAUACAAUAUAAAACCAACCCAUGAUAAACGUAUCCAACAAGCUGACGUCUGUGAAGACGAUAUGAUUGCCAAACAUUUUAGUGAUUCAUAUGAACCAGAUAGAAGUAUGAAAGAUAUGUACGAGAAUGUUAUUAAUAAUAGGAGAAUGUGUGAAGGUUUUAGACAAAGGUUUUGUGCAUUGUGUUAUCCAUGUUGGGGCAGAGAAAAUCAUUGGAGGGAUUGGAACUUUGAUUGUGAUGAGGUCAAAGGUAUAACAUUGUUGAAUCAGCCAGGCUUUGUUAUUGAGAAUCCGUUAUCUGUUGUAGUUUUUGAUGAUCCAGUCAAUGUAACUAUUGGUAGUAAAGAGGAUGAAUGGAUUAUACCAGGUAUUUUGUCACAGCAUUCAUCAAUUUACUCAUUAACAGAACAAUGGUAUUUAUUACAUUGGAUGUGUUGGACAACUGAUCCAUCCACGUUUCAGGAAAGGCAUUAUAAAACAAUAGAACUCAUAUGGGUUCAUACACCAAAAGCCGUUGUGUUUGUUUUUUCAACAACUUUACCAGAAAAUUUUUUUUCAGAUUAUCAGAAACAAGGAUAUCAAAUUCAUGUGAUUAGGUUUAGCAAAGAAUUUUUAUUGGAAAAACAAUGGUUUCUUGGGCAAAAUUCCAAGGAUUGGUUACUUGAUUGGAAUAAAUGGGAAGCGUCGCCAUUUUUCUUUUCACAUCUUACGGAUUAUAUGAGAUAUUAUCUGCUAUAUCAAUACGGUGGAAUGUAUAUGGACAUGGAUGCACUUUGGAUCAGAGCACCACCCGAUACUAAAAUUCAAUUUAUAGGAUCGGAUGCAUCAGAUGUUUCAUCAGAUUUAGAAUGGACGCUGGAUGCAGAUGGAACAUAUCUUGCACCAGGGGUCAUGAGAUUUCGCAAAGGAUGGAGAAUGUUUAAAGAUAUUGCAGAAAGAGCAUUUUCACCAACAUACACAACAUCAUGUUUUAAUUGUGUGGGACCUCGUGCUAUCACAUUGUAUGUUAAAGAGCAUCGACGAAUUUUGGAGAGAAGUGGAUUACGUAUUCUUCCCGGUAGAAUUCUAUAUCCACACGAUUAUGUACAUAUUGAUAAAUUAUUAAAACCAAAUCCCACAGCCUCUAAAGAACUACGUAAAUUAGAAAAAUCAUCAUGGAGUAUUCAUUUGUUUGGUAAAAUGACAAAUGAUUUAUUGGUAGAAGAUGACAGUGUAAUUUCAUUAUUAUUUAAGAAAUUUUCAUUAGAUAUACCGCAUCCGCCAGCACUUUUAACAUCUAAAGGUAAAUUAGAUUAUAAAAAUAGGAAAUUGGGAUACGAGUUUCAAUUGGAAGGCCCAAAAAAAUAUAGAUUUGUUUCAGCGGUUGCUAUUGAAGAGGUUGAUAAAUAUGUAGGAUCAGUUAAUGGACAAUUUCAAGGAUUAGAUUUGAUUUUUAUUCGUGGUGGAUCAGCUAAAGCAAGUAAAGGUACUAUAGUUGCCAAAGCAAAGGAAGGAAAAUUAUCAUUUAGUCAUCAUGGGGGAGAAUGGAGUGAAACAUCAAUUAUGGUUAAUUAUCCAACCAAAAAAGACAUUAAUGCAAUAUUAAAUUCAUUAUUAUAUAAGCCUAGUGAAGAAUUACAAAAAAAGGGAGGGAAAGAUAGUAUUAAAGUUGAAGUUACAUAUGACGAAGAACAUGGAGGAUUGGAUAUUGAAGUUGUUGUACCAGUACCACGCCAUUUGGAUAGUGGUAAUAUAAAUGGUGAAAUUUAA